UUUUUUUUUUUUUUCUCUCUUACGAAUUUUAUUUUGAUAUCGGCCAAAAAAAAGACUCCCUCUUCACAAUGCCAAUUUCUUCGCAAGAAUAUAUGUAUCACGAAGGUCAUAUAGAUGAUAACGAAGUCGCUGUUAGUAGAUAUGAAGGGGAGGAUAAUGAUGAAAAUUACGAAGAUGAUUUAUAUGUUUCUCCAUCAAAUUUUGAAUCCAUCAUCAAGGAUCCAUAUCUUUUAGCCUUCUUCCGCGAACUAUGUGAAAAUAGAAGUUAUGGUUCCCCCGUUUCUAGUUUUGAGAGAACUUGCUAUUUUAACGGUGCAAAUUCAUUUGCGAUACCAAAUCGCGGAGAUUAUAUUCAGCCAGCUUCACAAAAUAUAGCUCAUAUCCUGGAGUUAUGGUUGACAGAAAAAUUAUCAAAUAUUGGAGAAACAAUUCCCAUUUUGGAAGAAUAUCCUCAAAUUUCCGCUGAAAGUAUAAUGACUAAACUAAAAGAGACCGUUUCUUCAUUAAACGGUCUGGAAAAAGUUCUUAUAAAUAUCCGAGCUGGACAUGUUUAUUUAUUACAUAUGAUUGGCGAUGUGGUUGUAAUGGAUCAAAAUUGUGAACGGUUCUUUCAACAAUUCCCGCUCUUUGUAAACGUAUCUAUUAAGGUACAAGAACACUCGCCAUCAGUGCGCCACAACACGUGCCAAGUUCUAGUUGCUGUCGAACAUGUGACCAUGAAGGGAGAGAAUCGUAAUAUUCCUUUAUCAUGUAGAUUUUCUCAUCAACAACAUCAAUCAUUUGAUGGUGCAUUCACGAAUACAAGAGUUGCUUCCUCACCUGAUGGACAAACAUUUUGUUUGUUGGAAGAAUUGGCGACAAGAUAGAGAUACCUUUCCUGUGACGGUUAACGCUUUUGAUAUAGGAGUUUGUUAGGUGACGGGUUAACCAUUCGCAUAAUCACUAAUCAUUUAAAAAAAUUCGUGUUUUAGUAUAAGCUUAGUGGAGUGGAUUCUUAUUAAUUAUUAUUAAUGUUAUCGAGGGCCAUCGUAAAAAAAAAGGUGACAUCGGC
Molecule: messenger RNA, 1051 nt
Organism: Rhizophagus irregularis DAOM 181602=DAOM 197198
Lineage: Eukaryota; Fungi; Glomeromycota; Glomeromycetes; Glomerales; Glomeraceae
Source: RefSeq, a predicted model, not a curated record